This is a messenger RNA of Cladocopium goreaui, 5407 nucleotides long. The record is from the annotation of a GenBank genome assembly. Lineage: Eukaryota; Dinophyceae; Suessiales; Symbiodiniaceae.
AUGGCAGUGCAGCCAGUGGCAGUGCCCAAACCAGUGGCUGUUCCCAAACCCAUGGUGGUCACCAAACCAAUGGUUGCAGCUCACCAGCCAAUGCCCAAAGCUCACCAGCCGCUUCCAAAAGCCCGUGGUCGUCAACUUCGACUGGUGGCGACUCCUGUGAAAGCGUCGGAGCUCAUUGCAGAGGCAACAGAGGUUCUGCAAGGGCGGCCGAACACGAGCCAAGCUUCAGGCCAUUCGUCGGCUCCAACGCCAUUGCGGAAGCCGGAAGAGUCCGGUGCCGAAGGCAGUAGCUCCAGGUCUUCAACAGCUCGGUCCAGAUCACAGGGCGCAAAACAGCCGGCCAUGUUUGCAAGAAUAGAGGGCGUUGCGACACAGAUGCAGCAGGAGCUUGAUGAGGUUAAGGCUUUCUUCGAUAAUUGCUGGGACGGAGAGCACAAGGACAAGCCCUUUGACAUCCCAGAGCCUUCCAACCCACCCAUCCAGCAGCCGCCACAGCGUUUUGUGCAUCCGCAAGUCCGACCACCACAGGAGCCCUGCACAAGCAGCGGUUUCAGCAGCCCAACUGGCAUAGAUGCUACACUGAGGCACCCGGGCCAAAGCAUGCUCAACCCAACCCUGGUGUAUACAACCGUCCGACAUGCUCCCCUAGCAACGCCAAACUGGCAGUGGGAACUGCAAAACCGGAAGUGGCGUGCCAAUGCAGAACACAUUGUCAAGUUGGAGUCAGACUGGGCGCAGCGUGUCAAAGAGGUUGAAGAAGCUGCUACCCGUUCAGAUGAGCGAGCUCGUCUUGCUGAGGAAGCUCAUGGUCGUUUGCUUCAAGCAAAAGCCGACUUAGCUGAUGCGGCAAAGACCCGAGAAAGGCAGUUGGAGGCACAGGUUGCCAAGGUGAAGGAGGAGCAUCAAGCAGCUGUGGAGGCUCAAGAUGCCAGUUUGAAGAGGCAGCAGGAUGAGAACGAGGAUCACGAGACGGAGGUCCAAGGUCUCCGCCAAGAGGUUAAGACCUUGGAGGAUGAGAGAACGCAGAUUCUCUCCGAAAGGGAUGUGCUGCGAGAAGAACUUGGCUCGGCUUCCAGAAGCCUUGAGGCGCAGCUGCAGCAUGGCGUCGAACUCAAGAACGAAUUGGCCAAGCUACACUCAGAGCUGGAUUGUUUGAGAGAAGAGCGGGGCACCUACCAAGAUUUGGAGCAGAAAUACCGCGAUCGCAUCGAAGAGCUGCAGGCCGGCUUAGCCACAGCACGGGACACCAUCGAGGCCCAGCAGAAUCACAUGGCGGAACUGAAGAGCUCGAUGACAACACUGCCUUCUUCAGAGCAAUUGAACAAUUCCUGCACUGACCUAGAUGAGUCUGGAGAACUCCAUCAAGCAAUGCAACAAGCGAUGGAGCGCUUGCGAAAUGACCUGGCAACGGAACAAACCGUCGCAGAGGAUCAGCGGCGCCUAUCUGCGCAUCUGAAGCAAAAGGUGCUGAACUUGGAGGAGGAGUUGGGACAAUCCCACAGGCAGUGCGAAGAGCAAACAGGCCGAGAAUCCAGCCUCAAGAAGCAGUUGAGUCAGAAAGAUGCUGCUCUGGCAAAAGCUCGGCAGAAGAUUCAGACUUUUGAGUCUCUGAAUAAGGACCUGGACCAGGCUGUUGCAGACCUCCAGUUGGAUUUGGCAGGAACAAAAAGUCGUGAAGAAAGUCAUCAAAGUCGCAUGCUGGCGUUGAAGCAGGAGCUCAGUGAGCGCGACUCUGCACUACGCGACCUCAGGAGAAAAUCUGAGGCGUUGCAGGAAAGGAAGCAGCGUGCAGAAGCAGAAACAAAACAGGCUCGUGAGGAGCUCCUCUUAUCGCAACAAACAUGUGAAAGUCUACAAGGCCGCAAAGCUGAUUUGGAACAGCAGGUGAAUGGAUUGGAAAAGGAGUGUGGCAAAAUCCCGGAGAUUUCAGUGGCAAAGGAUGAGAUGGAAACGUCCUUAAAACAGCAAAUAUGCCAACUUGAAGAUGAGCUUGCUUCGGUGAAACUAGCUCACAACAGUGACCAGCUCGCAAUAGCAGCAUUGCAGCAGCAAGUAGUGGAGUUGGAGCGAGAGUUUGGGAUCAGGCAAGAAGAGCUUGAUGGGCAUGUAGCUUCAGGAGCAGCACUACAAGCACAAGCAGCAGAACUCGAGAAGGAGCUUUGCAAGGCAAAAGCACAGCUUGAAGAAGCGUCCGGCGAACAGUCUGCUUUGCAGCAAGCCUUGGAACGGCAGUCGGGGAUCGAAGUAGAGUUGCAUUCCAAGGCCGGUAGCCUGAAAGCUGCCCUGGAUGAAGCAGAAGAACGGCACCGAAGUGACGCGAGCCAAAAUCUCGCACUGGAACGUGAGGUGGCUCAGUUGGAAGCCGAAGUUUCCACGCUGCGGAUGACGGUCAAAAGCCUCGAGGACAAAACCGCUGCGCAAGAUGAAUCGCACCAGAUGCAGCUGGCUGAAGGAUUGCUUUUGCAAAACAAAUUGCAAGAGGCAAGCGCUCAGUUGGCUCAAGCCACUAUGACUGAAGAAAUGCAGCAAGAAUUGAUAUCCCGGCUGCAGGGAACUCUAAGUACGUCAGAAGUUGACUUGUCCCAAAGUCGAACUGAUCUUGCAGCCCAGGAGGCUCUGAAGUCGCGCUUGGAAGAGGAUUUGGUUCAGGUUCAGACUGAUGCAAGUCAGGGUCAGAAGCUGAUCAAAGAGCUUAGGUCACAGCUCAGCAAAUCAGAGGAUGAGCUCAGUGUGGCCAACACCGCCUUCCAAACUUUGCAGAGCAUGGAAGCCGAGCUUCGGAAACAACUUGGUCAACGAGAUCAGUUGGUCUCGGAAUCAAGAAAUGAACUCAAGGUGCAGGAGUCAUUGGCGAGCCAGUUGGAGGAGCGGCUGAAAGAGACCAUGUCAGAGCUCUCCGCAGCCAGAAGUGAAUUCUCCUCGCAAGAGCAUCGAAUUUUGCAAUUCAGCAGCGGACUAGAAUCCUCGCAGGCCAAACUGUCCGAAGCAGAAUCGCAGAUUCAGCAGCACACGGCGAGGGAAAUGGAGCUGGAGCAACAGCUAGCGAUGUUGGACAGCUCGUUGGCUGCAGCGCUCUCCGACAACGAGCUUCAAGCCUCAGCAAAGGCAAGGCUCGAAAAAGAUACUGAGGAACUCCAAUCCAAGCUGUCCGCGGCUGAGCAGUCGGGAGACCUGCAACGCCAAGAACAGCUCGCGCUCGAGGAACAAGUGGGUGGACUCCAGUCUGAGCUUGAGAACGUCAAAGCUCUGUGUGACACUCAGAAGAACCUGAAAUCCCAACUGGAAGAGCGGUUGAAAGUCACAGAUGCGGAGCUUUCUGGAGCACUGAGCAGCGCGAAGGCCCACGAAAAGCUUGCCGCGGAGCUCAAGCAGUACUUGCAGAAUGCUGAGAGCGAGUUGAUGGCAGCUACCUCUGAGACAAAGGACAAGGAGGGUGUCAUUACGUUGUUGGAGAAUGACAGCAAGGAGGCCAAGGCUCAGGUGGAAGUUCUCUCCACGAAGCUCCUUGAAAGUCAGCAAGCUGUUGAAAGUCACAGCGAUCGAGCUGCAGAGCUACAGCUCCGCAUUUCCAGUUUGGAGGAGGAGCUGGCCUUGGCUCGAAAGGAGGGCGAAUCCUUGCAAGGAGCCGAGGCUGAUUUGAAGACGACGCUGGCGCAGAAAGAGUUCGCCUUGCUCGACGCAUUGGCGAGUUCCGAGGCGCGCAGAGCCAAUGAGGCGGCACUGCGAAGCGCCCUGCAGAAUCAGGAGAAACUCUUGGCAGAUGAACGGGUCGCAAAAGAUACCGCCGAGCGGCAACUGGUGCAAAGUUCCACGCAAGUGGCAGAGAUGCAAGCUGAACUGACUGAGAUGCAACUCAGCCGGGAUGAACAAAGCAGCCUGAACCAGACUCUGCAAUCCCAGCUGAGAAGUAGCGAGGUAGCAUUCAACGCCAAGCUAGAAGAAACAGCACACACUGAAUCAAUUUUGCGAGAGAAAUUGCAGGAACUAUCAAGCCAGCUGAAUUCCAAGCGCCAGCUUCUUCCGGAUCGAUCAAAUGCAGAUGCAGAACCGGAGAAUGAGUUCCAGCAGAAGGCAAAGCAGCUGCGGAAACGUAUCGCUUCGGCUUUAAGACGGGCAGCGGACGCACAUCAUGCAACCAUUGACUUGGAGAUUGCACGUGUGUUGCAGCGAAGAGAGCCAAAGGAAGCCCGGUUGUUUGAGCCCACUGCUGCCGAUGGUGGUGAGGCCAUGCUCCAGACCUUGCUUCAACGGCUGUCCACACGAAGAUGGCGCAUUGCUCAAGAGCUGGAAAGCCUCCUGGAGCAAGUGAAGAGUUUGUUGCUCCUAAGAGAUGCAGAGCCAACAGGUUCUGGAUCUGAUGUCGGCGAGCUGGUUGCUGAGCGCUUGGAGCUGGACAUCCAACUCAUCGCUCGAGAGCUGGUGCUGCUGCGGGCUUCCGGGGCACUGGACGAAGUGCCAUGGUCAGUGGUCAAGGCCCUUGCCACCUUCAGCGGCAUCAUUUUGCCGAGAGAUGGGAAGGAAGAGCAAUAUCCAAUGCACUGGGCAGCUGACCACGGAAGGCGGGAUAUCAUGGAAUUUCUCUUACGGUACCCAGCAGGGGAAGAUUUGCUCUUGCAGCGGGAUAGCCAGGGACGGAUCCCUCUCUUUUACGCGGAACGGGCUGGCAACGAUGCUUUGGCCUUGUACUUGCGAGAGAACGGGCCGGACCUCCACCCGCAGGAGCCAACCCUUCAACGGCCAUCGAGCGCCAACAUUCCGGCGGCCUACGAAGACGUGAUCAAGGUAGUUGAGGAGAGAGGCUGGCACGCAGUAAAUUGGAUUGAAGGAUUCACACUGCUACACUGGGCAGCUGAGAAGGGCCUCGCUGAUUUCUGCAGGUAUUUUGUUGCACUGAAUGCUGACCCGAACGCCACCGAUAGCCGGGGGCGGACAGCUCUUCAAUGUGCGACCGAUUCCCAUCACAGAGAUGCGGAGCUUGUGCUCAGAGAGCUGAUGGGGUUGGAAGUGUCUGACGACACCAGAACCACUUCGAAGGAGCCAUAUUUCCGGCCCAGAAGUAACAGCGAGGGACCUGAAUCAUCGCAUUGGCCAACCCAAUCGCGGAGGGCCACCUGCGUACAAGCUGUCAGGCAGAAUCUAUCACAAUCAGGAUCGUCAGAUGGCAUUCCCGAAGCAUAUCUCCGUGUAAUGCAGCAGAUUGACCAGAUCGGCUGGGACAAGAUGUGCUGGGGACGCGGCUUUACUUUGCUUCAUUGGGCUGCCAAACAUGACAGAGCUGACUUGUGCGAACUCUUCUUGUGGCAUGGUGCUGAUCCCGAUCAUCGCGAUGAAAGCAACCGCUCCGCCUUUGACUACGCUCGUCUUCGUCAGCCACAGGCGCUUGCAGCUCUUGAGGUGCUUCAGAGAG